This is a messenger RNA of Oncorhynchus masou masou (cherry salmon), 6898 nucleotides long. RefSeq names its product neuronal tyrosine-phosphorylated phosphoinositide-3-kinase adapter 1-like. The record is from RefSeq and is a predicted model, not a curated record. Lineage: Eukaryota; Metazoa; Chordata; Actinopteri; Salmoniformes; Salmonidae. Gene Ontology annotation, biological process: phosphatidylinositol 3-kinase/protein kinase B signal transduction; neuron projection morphogenesis.
GGCCUGCAGUGACAUCCAUCCCCUUCUCCCUUUUGGUCUUCUAUACCAUGAGCUCUGGCUCCGCCCAGGAUGUGGCGGUGGAGCAUUUCUUGCGUGACAUAGAGAGGCGGGGCAAGCGGCUACAUUGUGCUGUGAUUGGUUGUGAGGAGCAGCGUCCCCGCGGCGACAUGAACCUGCUGUAUCGUAAGAGCCGGCUGGACUGGAGGCACAAGGACCAGGAUGGCAAUAAGAAGAGCUCCAGCCAGAAGGACCCCUCCUCAGCCACGGUGGGCAAGGUCCGUGACUUGGCAUCCUUCCGGCGCCACUUCCGCAUGGGCUUCAUGACCAUGCCUGCCUCCCAGGACCUGUCCCCUCACUCCUGUGCCUCCGCCAUGGCUCCCCGCUCCCAGUCCUGCCACGCCGUGGGCGCUGGAGAUACAGGUCUGGAGAAUGGGGAAGAUUACUCUGACACCCAGUCACAGCACGGCGGGCGCUGCCCCCCUGCUAAACCCAAACGCCAUCCCAGCACCCGUCUCAGCUCCUCCUCGGAUCCCAGAGCACCUCACGCCCCUCCGGACGCCCCUCCGCCACCCCCGCCCACUCACCCGCAGGCCAAACACUCAGAGAAGAAGAACGCCAUGAAGAAGUCUGACUCAGGGGACAUGUCCAAAAAGGUGCCGCCUUUGAAACCCAAACGAAGCCCAAGUACUCAGCUCUCGUUUGAGCCCCCAACUCCCUGUGUGCCCCCUCUUACCACGCCCAUCCAGGGGGGUGAGGGUCAGCCUCAGGGGGACGAUGAGCCCGUCUACAUAGAGAUGGUGGGCCAAGUGUUCACCAGGGAGAGCCAGACUGCCACCCCUCACCCUGUCACGCCCGUAGCCACCACGCCUGAUUCAGACUCAGACCAGAGCGAGGCCAUCUAUGAGGAGAUGAAGUACCCACUGCGAGAGGACAGAGAGGGACACAAACGCCUCCCUCUCAAACACGAGAGACUCAAAUCCUCCAAACACCACCACUCCUCCUCUGGCACGUCCGCCCAUCUACCUCGCCCCUCCUCCUCCCCCUCCUGCUCCAAACCUAAAGCCACAGUGUCCAUCUCCCACUCAUCGCCCCUCCCCUCCUCCACCUCCUCCACCCCUGUCCCCCAGCCCCUCUCCUCCAGUCCGCACCCCCCACGAGCCGCUACGCCCUACCUCCUCCAGGGAAACAAAUCAGAGACAGAGUCCAACAGUAAGAUCCCAGCCCCCUUCCCCAACCUGCUGCAGCACCGACCCCCGCUGCUCGCCUUCCCCCAGCCUGCUGCUGCCUCCAGUGGGGUCGGGGUCCAACACAAGGCUGCUUCUGCCAAACUGGGGACCAUCAGCAUUCAGACCUCCUCCAGUAUGACAGCUCCGUCUAGCACCUCCUCCUCCUCCACCACCCCCUCCUCUAACCUCCCUGUGCCCCUGUCAGGCUCUAAGGAGUCUAAGGACAGAGACAGAGACAGCCAGCUCGGCCCUGCACCAGGGCUAAGGGCCAGGAGCCACUCCACACCCCUGCCCCCUUCCUCUAAGUCCACCUCCCCCUAUUCCCACCACCACCACCACCAUCCCCACCCUCACCACCGCCCCUCACACUACCACCACUACCGCAAGCCAGAAAGAGGAGACUCGCCCAACCCCAACACCAACAACAAGAAUGGCUCGGAGACCUUCUCCAAGUCCAUUGCCCAGACCCAGACCCAGGGCUCGGGCAAGGAGGGAAAGUCUGUGAGCUUCUGCUUGAAGUUAGACAAAGCAGAGAGGGACAGGGACAGAGAGAGGGAUAAGGACAGAGAGAGGGACAGAGACAGAGACAGAGACAGUGACAGAGAGCGACACAGGGAGAGAGACAGAGAAGCAGGGUUCCACUCUACCUCCUCUCAGGCUGAGAGCACCACAAACAACCUUUCAUCCCAGACCAGUGCCAGUUCAGCCACAACCUCGUCCUCCUCCUCUUCCUCCCACUCUCGCCCUCACUCUCGCUCCCAACUCCACCGCUACCACACCCCCCACGGCCUACCCGCCUACAAGCCCCCCUCCUCAGACAGCCCCCUGCUCUGGACCUACCCCUCGGUGGGCUUCCGGAGACCCCCGGCGUACGACAGCCUGCGAGGAGGGUCUCAUCUGCCCUCCUUGCACCACCAGGGUCACGGUGAUGUGGCCUCUAAAAGCAGCACGGUGCCUGGGCCCGUCCAGGGGAAGGCUGGGUUCAUGCCCUGGGACAACAGUGGAUUUGGAGACGACGGGUCUUACUUGCCCAUGCAGAGGAAACUGUCCUUCAGCCAAGGCAGCAGAGAGACAGAGAGAGAGAAGGAUGAAGGGCGGGCGUGGAAUGGCAGUGCCGAUGCCCUCCUGAGGAUAGACAAGGAGGACCUGGGCCCUGGACGUCGAGGAGGAGGAGGCCACUCCGGGAUCCCAGUACGCUUCACUGGAGGGAGGGGGCUGGGCCACAGUGAGUCCCUGGCUGGGAUGGAGGGGGGGUCCUUGGGGUUCCGAGCCCUGCCUAGAGGGGGUCUCCCCCUCCCGUGCCAAACCUUUCCAGCCUGCCGCAAUGGAGAACUGGGUCGAUUGAGCCGCUCAUCAUCCACCUCUGGGGUGAGACAGGUGGGUGGAAGCGACGUUCAGCGGCAGAGCAGCCUGCCCCAUCGAGAGGUACUGAAUCAGUUGCAUGGGCUGUCCCAAUCCUCCCAAACGCCCUGCAGUCCUAUCCUGUCCAGACAGCAGCAGCAGCUCCAGCUCCAUCAGCAGCAGCUGCAGUUACAGCAACAGCUCCAGCUGCUGCAGCAGCAGCACCACCUCCAGCUGCAGUUCCAACACCUGGCCCAGCUGGCCCAGGGACAGCCUCCCACCACCGGGGGCGCUGCCACGUCCGCAGCCCAAACCCAGAGGGAUGGCAAGCUGCUGGAGGUCAUUGAGAGGAAGCGCUGCCUAUGCAAAGAGAUCAAGGCCCACCGCCGCCCAGAAAAGAACCUGUGUAAGCAGGACAGCAUGCCCAUCCUGCCCAGCUGGAGACGGACCCCUGAGCCCCGGAAGACAGGCACGCCCCCCUGUCAGAGGCCCCAGGCCGUGGUGUGGGACACAGCUAUCUGAGUGGGGGGUUGUUGGGGCAGCGGAGGUACAGUAGAAAAACAAGGGAAAGUAAAUAAGUACUAUUGGGUACGAUUGUGGUGAGAAUCAAGAUGUUUACACAUGGAGAGAGAUGGUGACAAUCCCUCUCUGCAAAGGGAAAGAGGAUGGAGGACUAUUUCCUCUCUUAGGAGUGACAGUGUGAUUACCACCGACCUCCACUGAAGGGUGAAAAUGUACAUGAGAGUAAGAUGAGAGUUUUGUGCUCUCACAUAGUAAGAUAAACUUUAUUUGGAGCUGAUACAAGGUCUACAAGGUUAAUGAGAUUUUUUGAGGUGUGUGGGACAGAGAGAUAAUGAACUGAAACAUGCAUUGUUAUUUUGCCAAGAGUGAUCAACUCUACUUUGUAGAGAUAUACAAAGAUUGGGAAGAUUCAGUUGAGGGAUAUACCAAUCCAAUUUGAAACCAAGAAGAGCCAUAUGUACAAUCUUUCAGUACAGUGUGAUUUCUUACACUUUAGUUUUAGUAUUGUACAAGCCCUUCCUUGAUUCUUUAUUAAUUUCAUAAACACCAGUCAACUCAGACUUUGUUGAAUCAAAAAAAGGGGAGAAUUUAACCUAUAAGAGCAAUGCUGGUUUAAAUAAUUAGGCCUAAUUUCCCCUAACUUAACUGCAGCUGACAUUAAUUUUCUCUCCCUCCACUGUCACAACUGGCUGUUGGUAGGGAGAGUUUGAAUGAGACUUCAGGUUGAUCCUCAGCAAGACACAUCUUAUACAAACUUAUGUUCAAGCACAUGGACACAGACACUUUAAACACACACACACACACACACACACACACACACACACACACACACACACACACAGAAUUGUACAGCUAACCUUGUGGGGACACACAAUUUAGGCACAUUCAAAAUCCUAUUUUCCCUAACUCCUAACCCUAAUCUUACCCUAACUCUAACCCCAACCCUAACUCCUAACCAAAACCCUCAAAUUAACCCAGGCUCCUAACCCUUAACAUAAUUCUACCCUAACACUAAUUCUAACCUUAACCCUAAACCCCCUAGACAUAGCAUUUGACCACGUGGGGAAUAACAAAAUGUCCCUAGUUGGUCAAAUUUCUGUUUUUCUACUAUUCUUGUGGGGACUUCUGGUCCCAUUUUAUAUACACACACACACACACACACUUACAGUUGAAGUUGGAAGUUUACAUACACUUAGGUUGGAAUCAUUAAAACUUAUUUUUCAACCAUUCUUUCAACCACCCAACUUAUUGUGGGAAGCUUAUGGAAGGCUACCUGAAAAGUUUCACUCAAAUUAAACAAUUUUAAAGGCAAUGCUACCAAAUAUGAAUUGAGUGUAUGUAAACUUCUGACCCACUGGGAAUGUGAUGAAAGAAAUAAAAGCUGAAAUAAAUCAUUCUCUCUACCAUUAUUCUGACAUUUCACAUUCUUAAAAUAAAGUGGUGAUCCUAACUGACCGAAGGACAGGGAAUUUUUACUAGGAUUACAUGUGAAAAACAGAGUUUAAAUGUAUUUGCUAAGGUGUAUGUAAACUUCCGAAUUUCUACUGUAUACUCUCUAGCCUUUGAUAAAAAUGAGAAAGGAUUCUUAUUAUUAAAGAAACAUUGAAACUUGUUGAAUGCAUAUGAGAUGGUUUGGUUUGCCUUGUGGUCCGGGUAUCAGGAGAUUGUUAUUGUGGAGAUGAAGUGGGGGAAAAUACUACCUAACUGUUUGCAUUUGUGUAAUGUAAAUAUACAGACUUUCUCAGCAUUCCUGCAAUUUUACAGCAAUAUGUUCCCAAUGUGAGCGUAACAUUCAUAUUAAAACAUGUCAGCCGGCCAAAACAUAUCUCGGACAUGAACUCGAAGUCAUAGUUAACAUGUCAUAUCAUGCAUGUCAUUGAACAAACAUAAAGUACUGUAUAAAACCAUAUCAAUGAAUCGACUACAAGUUCUCGUGUGGAGAUGGUCAUGUGAGAUUGUCCGAUUUUCACAUAGAUCUCGAAGAUGCCAUUAUAUCACUACAUACACCAUGAAAAGUCCUGCUGAAAUGUUAUGUUGUGGUUGUGGAAAAAAGAUGAAUGUGUUGCCGGGGAAAUCUUUUGAACAAGUUAAUACAAUGGCACAUGGCACAUACUGUACACUCAAACAUAGUAGGCAUGCUGAGGGUUUAAUAUUUUGUUAUUAGUAACAAAAGUAGUGCACUCGGAAUUUACUAGACUUGUAUUAGUCGGCUGAUAAAGCUGUCUGUAGCGCGGGCUAAGGAAUCUGCACUCAAAUCCUACUGUACACUCAAAUCCUACUGUACACUCAAAUCCUACUGUACACUCAAAUCCUACUGUACACUCAAAUCCUACUGUACACUCAAAUCCUACUGUACACUCAAAUCAUACUGUACACUCAAAUCCUACUGUACACUCAAAUCAUACUGUACACUCAAAUCAUACUGUACACUCAAAUCAUACUGUACACUCAAAUCCUACUGUACACUCAAAUCCUACUGUACACUCAAAUCCUACUGUACACUCAAAUCAUACUGUACACUCAAAUGAAAUACAAACGGAAAAUUGUACAAAAAAACAUCGCCGGUCGAAAAAACCACCACCGGUCAUGCAGACUCACUAACUUAUUGAUGAGUGUCCCAUCCCACAAAACAAUAAUAGCAAAACAGAUAGUAGGAGAUGCUGCAGUUAAUAAGGCAGUGCAACAUCAUCACACGCACACACAUGCUGGAAGAUCCUGCCCAAAAACACAGAAUACCCCUAUAUAAUAUGUAAAUAGAUAUGUACAGCUGUAUUGAAAAUGUAGCAAUUAUUUCCACUUUCAUACUUGUAAUCAAUAAAUAUAAUGUAGCAUAUAAUGUAUAAAUGUAUUUGUUCAUAUAUUUUUUUUAAAACUUUUUUUUAAUUGGGUACUUAAUCUGUUGCAACUGGUCCACACAGACAUUACUGUACGCUUUUACCAAUACAUGACAAGCCCUCAAGACAAAGGCAGUCUCACAAUUGUUGUAUCAUAUUUAUGCAAGAUUCCCUUUAAGCAGUACAUACAGUUGUUGUAUUUAUGCCCUUUUCUACAUACAUUGAAUUUAUGUACAGGUUUGAACAACUCAGUUUGACCAUUUGUUUGGACAUUUUCUGAAAUACUUUGCUGCUAUCUCAAACUACUACUAGCUACUGUUGUUGUUUAUUGAAUUACAAUGGCAUUUGUGACCAUAUCUAACAUUACUACUCUUGUGCUUAUUGUGACAUACUUUUAAUUGAUUUACUGAAAACCAUGUGAGAUGAAGUUUGUACUGUGAAGAGUCAAUCUCUCUGUACUUGUAUUCUGGCACUUGAAUGUGUCCUGGUUGAUGUUGUUGUUUUACUAGUUCGCACCAACCUGUACAGUUCCAGUGCCACCCUGUGAAAAAGUAUCCAAAAUGUUCAAGUGACAUUGCACCAAUGUUACCAAGAUACUGCUUCACUUUUUGCUACUCAAGGUUAUUAUCACCCAUUGGACUAUAAUUUAACUAAACAAACAGAGAUGAGGACCAUGUUGAGGGAGAGGGGAAGUGCAAUGCAUUCCUUACAUUGAAAACGUCAGAGUUUGGAUUCUAUCCCAAACCCAUUGAUAAGUGUGCCCAAUUGUAUUUCAUCUUUUUAAACAUUUAUUACAACAAUUGAUAACUUAGGCAUCAUUUACAAACUAGUUUACAGAAGCUGUCAGCUUUGCGUGUCGCCUAAAACAGUGGCCAUUAUAUGAGUGCCAUACUAUAUUGAUAUGGUAAGAUACGGUGUACCUUGGAAAUCACUGUAGUGCUAUAUUCACAUUGAUAUUGUCAUUAAAUCAGUUUU